ACGAGUAACUGCUGAUACACGUUGUUGACUUACAUUCCUGUUCUAGAGAAAUCGUCGUCGUCGUGACUAAACAUGCCGAAUAUAAAACUUCAGAGUUCGGACGGAGAAAUAUUCGAAGUCGACGUGGAAAUAGCGAAGGCGUCGAACACCAUCAAGACGAUGUUGGAAGACCUCGGCAUGGAUGAGGACGACGACGAAGCGGUUCCUCUGCCCAACGUCAAUGCCGCUAUAUUGAAGAAAGUCAUCAAAUGGGCGACUCAACACAAAGACGACCCCCCGCCACCUGAAGACGAUGAAAACCGAGAGAAGCGGACAGACGACAUCGACCCAUGGGAUCAGGAGUUCUUGAAAGUGGACCAGGGCACUCUGUUUGAGUUGAUUUUGGCUGCCAAUUAUCUGGACAUCAAGGGGCUACUAGACGUGACGUGCAAGACGGUAGCUAAUAUGAUCAAGGGCAAGACGCCAGAGGAGAUACGGAAGACGUUCAACAUCAAGAACGAUUUCACGCCUGAAGAAGAAGAGCAGAUUAGAAAAGAGAACGAAUGGUGUGAAGAGAAGUGAAAAAGCAUGGAAUGGGCGUCGACGUCGUUAGUAUCAAUGACCAUUACAUGUACUGAGUAUUGUUAGCGUAGUGCACCAUUCAGAAUAAGGGUGUAUUGUUACUUGCAGAUCGCAUGUAAGCCACUGCAUAAUUUGAGUGCUACUGUAUUGAAGUCACAUGAUGCUAAAAUGUGGUCAAGCCAUCUCUAGGAUAUGUUCAAUAGAUCACAAAUAUGUUACGAUUUGA
Messenger RNA from Corticium candelabrum, 787 nucleotides. Its product is annotated as S-phase kinase-associated protein 1. Gene Ontology annotation, biological process: SCF-dependent proteasomal ubiquitin-dependent protein catabolic process. Gene Ontology annotation, cellular component: cytoplasm; nucleus. The record is from RefSeq and is a predicted model, not a curated record. Gene Ontology annotation, molecular function: cullin family protein binding. NCBI's taxonomy places the organism in Eukaryota, Metazoa, Porifera, Homoscleromorpha, Homosclerophorida, Plakinidae. The transcript has a single exon. Bases 73 to 561 code for a protein of 162 amino acids.